This is a messenger RNA of Rotaria socialis, 486 nucleotides long. NCBI's taxonomy places the organism in Eukaryota, Metazoa, Rotifera, Eurotatoria, Philodinida, Philodinidae. The record is from the annotation of a GenBank genome assembly.
AUGGAGCAACACGCGAUCGCCACGUCCGUUUAUAAAGCCUUUCUUUCGUAUCUCAAUCUCCAUGACGUACGCCCUACAUUCUCCUUCCUCUACGACACUCCUCCCGACUUUGAAGGUGGUCCUCACAAAGGCCCUAUGUGGACAGUGCAACUCAUGGGAAUCAAUCCGGCCAGGGAUGUCAUACAAGACGGAGGAAAUGAAAAGGCAGUGAGGCAGUUUGGUGUGGCAUUAUCGUGGUUAAUGUUAAAUAGGAAUGGUUUAAAGAUUUUGGUUCAUCCGAAUGUGGCAAUGCCAUUUGGAGAAGUUCAGUUGGAGAAGGUGGAUCAUACAGACUAUGCACUAUGGAUGGGAGCGGUAGAUCCUUUGCCAAAAGAGUUUGAAUUGGAAUUCUUUGACCGAUUAUUGGAGAAAAACGUGAAGGAUGCGCAAGAAGCAGCAGUUAAGAGACUGCAUAAUGCUACCAACCCCACUUCGACUGCAACAUAA